Molecule: messenger RNA, 2195 nt
Organism: Callorhinchus milii (elephant shark)
Lineage: Eukaryota; Metazoa; Chordata; Chondrichthyes; Chimaeriformes; Callorhinchidae
Gene: cipcb
Product: CLOCK-interacting pacemaker b
Exons: 4
Coding region: 85-1371 (428 amino acids)
Biological process (GO): negative regulation of circadian rhythm; negative regulation of DNA-templated transcription
Cellular component (GO): nucleus
Source: RefSeq, a predicted model, not a curated record
CCGAAGCCGCACACACUCACACUAGGACAGCGAGGGAAGGACAGCGGCUCGGACACCCCACCCGCACAGCCUUUCAAAGGAAGCAUGUCUGCGGAUAAAGUGUCUGAGAUGAUCUCUGAAUCCUUCAAACAUGACCAGGAUGGUAUCCAGGCAUCCGUUAAAUCCGAGAAUUCAUCUGACGGGCAAAGGGGCCAAGUGCAGAGGAGAAGCUCUGUGGUUAAUAGCAGGAAGAGACACCGGCCCUCAACUAGCGAGUCCGAGAAGGAUUCCGGCUUCUCAGAUACCAGUUCAGAAUAUCUGAGCGCUGUUGAGCAGAUGGAUUGCGAAGAUCAAGCCAGUUUGAACCUGGUGUGUGGCAGACACUCAGCGCUGAGGCGGGCUCACAAGGCGGCAGUACUGAGAAAUCCUUUCACCGGGCUGGCCCCAGUUUACAUCAUGAUUAAAGAGCCUUUAUCUAUCCCAACCGGUGACCAGCUUCUUCACGCCCAGCUGCGGGCCUGGGGGCGCGCCAGACCCCCGCUGGGCACAGCACCAGACCCCAACCGAGUCCUAGUCCUGCGACAGCCGUUACCGGCCAAGUCGAGACCCUUGAGGACAGAGGAGAAUGCCGGAGCCGGGAAAGACACUUACCUCCCCAUUUUAAAUUCUUACCCGAAGAUCGCUCCUCACCCCGACAGACGGAGCCCGGGGCUACUGCUGGAGGCCGGGCACAGGGUCAGCAAGCGCUCGUCCGGGCCUGAGGCCGGAAGGAGCCCGUCGGAGGCUUCCCCUUUCCCGAGCACCAGACCCCCGGCCAAGGCUCCGGUAACCAGCCAACAACCGCCCGCCUUUGGCCUCGGGCAUCGUGUAAACGACCCCGAAGUGACGUCGUGGUCCUCACCCUCGUCCUCUCUGGGCCUGCCCUCUCCUCUCUCCCAGCCCGCGCUCUCCUCUUCUUCGCUCCCGCUCUGCUCGCUGUUCCCCCGCGGGACCUCGCGCUCCGCCAGCGUCCGAGCGUUCGCGGGAAGCGGUCCCGGGAACGCUGCCGGGAAGAAGCAGCGUUCCAACCUGCUGAAGCACAGGCGCUUCCACAACACCCUGGAGAUCCUGGAUAAGUCCGGGCUGCUGGGCAUCACCCUGAGAACCAAGGAGCUGAUCCGGCAGAACAGCAGCACCCAGCGGGAGAUCAGCGAGCUGAAGGAACACACCAGGCUGCUGUGUAGAGCCGUGCAGAGCAACGACCCUCGGGCUUGGGACAGGCUGCACGAGACCAUGAGGUGCUCGGGAAGUUACGGGGACCUGACCAGCAGAUCCGAUUCGCCCUGUUCUCUCUUCAGCCAGACCGCAGCGCUGGGUCCCGUCCUGUCGGCCACAGACAUCUCACCGUCGUGAAGUGCGAUUGCUGUUGUGAAGUAAAGGGAGAGAGAGAGAGAGUGCAACAGUCUGAGCUCAGCACCGUUCCUCUCUCACCUCACGUCAAACCUCCCCGACAGCUGAACUGACUCGUUGUGUUCAGGUUCCUCCGGGAAUCCAGCAACGACCAACGACAUUUACCCGCCACGUUUCACGUCAGGAGGACGUCCCAAAGCACUUGGACAGUUAGGGAUCCGCACCUCAGCUGGUGGUCGGAUCAGGAGGGUCAGGAGGGGUGGAGGGUUAAGAGUUGGGGCUUCAUUCGAUGGCAACGCUGGCAGUUUGCUUUCUGGAGCUGUUCUAAAAGCAGGAAUGUCGAGCCUGUCUCUCCCUCACCGCCCCCCCCACACAUUCUAUCAGACCAGGGGCUGAUCUGUAAAAAAAUUUAAAUGAAUGUUGGGCGGGCGCUGCCUUGCUGCGAGGGCUUUCCCUGAGCAGCGUUGUUCCCUCGGUGUGUAAUUCGUGACUUGUCAGGAUUUGCCGGUGAAGGUGAGAAAUCUGAUCUGAUUCCACAGCGAAGUGGUUUAUCAUCUCGGCAUUUUCCUGUACAGUGUGAUUUUUUUUAAAUUUAUAUAUUAUCUAUUAUACAUAAAUAUAUAUAUACAAUUGGGUAUUUUUAUGGCAUCUUGUUUAAAUGUAAUGUGAAAGCUGUGUGUCCUUGUGUGAAGUUCUGUAUCCCAGUGGAGUGUGUGUGUGUGUGUGUUUGUCUGUGGGGUGGGUGGUUAUGUGUGUCUUGUCUGUGUGUGGGGGCGGGUUGUGGGUGUAUCUUAAGAAUUUUUACGAAUAAAACCUUUUCUCAUUCA